Molecule: messenger RNA, 6080 nt
Organism: Peromyscus californicus insignis
Lineage: Eukaryota; Metazoa; Chordata; Mammalia; Rodentia; Cricetidae
Gene: Trpv2
Product: transient receptor potential cation channel subfamily V member 2
Exons: 19
Coding region: 806-3079 (757 amino acids)
Biological process (GO): calcium ion import across plasma membrane
Cellular component (GO): membrane
Molecular function (GO): calcium channel activity; protein binding
Source: RefSeq, a predicted model, not a curated record
UACAUGGAAACUGGAGCCUUGGGGAUCCCUGGGGUCAGGAUGCUGAGGGAAUCUCUCCCUAGAUGGAAAUAAGGCUGCAUGGGUGGGGCUGCAUUCUCUGGGACAAAAGUUAGACUGAACCUCUUCUCUCCCUGGGGCUAUCACACUCUUCUCUCCCUCGUUUGCGGGUCCCCCAGUUAUGAACCUCAUGACUGCUGGAGGGCAUGUAGUGGUAAGAACCAGGAGGGGUGGGGGUCAGUGUACUGCGGAACGAAUCCCACACCCAUGCCAGCUCCCACCCGAGCCAAGGUCCCAGCACCCUAGGACUGCCUCUGACUGCCCCAGGGGCUUCUCUGGCCAGGAGUGGGGGUGAAAGUGCACCGAUGAAGGGGCAGGGCGUGUCUCCCCAGAGCAGGGUGUGGCCAGUGGUCCAGAAGAUAAAUCUGAUGGCCAGUCACCGGCCCUUCACCGGUCGGCGUUCAACCCGCACUGUCCACUGUGCGCGACGAACAGGUUGAGGGUGGACAACACCGAGAGAGCUCGGAGACGGCUGCGGAGGUUCCCGCAACCCGUUGCUGUCAGCGCCGGGCCGCGCCCCUGCCGCCUGCCUGCACUUCCUCUCUCUCUGUGCCCGCUGCCGCUGCCGGAGAGCCCCGCUAGGCUCGGUGAUCCUAGUGGCCUGCAGCCUCCCGCCGCCGCCACGCCUUGGCUUCAGCAAGCGUGGUCAAAGGCAAGCCUGCCCCACCACGGCAUGAGAGAGAAGGGAGUCCUGACAUCUGCAGCCCCACAGAAGGUCCAGCUGUAAGGAACAUCGUCCUCUCUCAGUAUGACUUCACCCCCCAGCCCCCCAGCUUUUAGGCUGGAGACAUCAGACGGAGACCAUGAAGAAGACAGCGAAGAAGUCAACAAAGGAAAGCAUGAGCCACCUCCCAUGGAAUCGCCAUUCCAGGGCGAGGACCGGAAUUUCUCCCCGCAGAUCAAAGUGAAUCUCAACUACCAAAAGGGACUAGGCACCGGCCAGCAGGAUCCAAACCGCUUUGACCGUGACCGACUCUUCAGUGUGGUCUCCCGGGGUGUCCCCGAGGAGCUGGCUGGACUGCCAGAGUACCUGUGUCGGACCAGCAAGUACCUCACUGACUCAGCAUACACAGAGGGCUCCACAGGGAAGACGUGCCUGAUGAAGGCUGUGCUGAAUCUUCAGGAUGGGAUCAAUGCCUGCAUCCUGCCCCUGCUGCAGAUUGACAAGAAUUCCGGCAAUCCUCAGCCCCUUGUCAACGCCCAGUGCACCGAUGAGUUCUACCGUGGCCACAGUGCGCUGCAUAUUGCCAUAGAGAAGAGGAGCCUGCAGUGUGUGAAGCUGCUGGUAGAGAAUGGAGCAGAUGUUCACCUCCGAGCCUGUGGCCGCUUCUUCCAAAAGCACCAAGGAACUUGUUUCUAUUUUGGUGAGCUACCUCUUUCUCUGGCUGCGUGCACCAAGCAGUGGGAUGUGGUGACCUACCUCCUGGAGAACCCUCACCAGCCUGCCAGCCUUGAGGCCGCUGACUCCCUGGGCAACACAGUCCUGCAUGCUCUGGUAAUGAUUGCAGAUAACUCGCCUGAGAACAGUGCACUGGUGAUCCACAUGUAUGAUGGCCUUCUCCAAGUGGGGGCCCGCCUCUGCCCCACUGUGCAGCUUGAGGAUAUCUGCAACCAUCAAGGCCUCACACCUCUGAAGCUGGCUGCCAAGGAAGGCAAAAUUGAGAUUUUCAGGCACAUUCUGCAGCGGGAGUUCUCAGGACUGUACCAGCCCCUUUCCCGAAAGUUCACUGAGUGGUGCUACGGUCCUGUCCGGGUGUCACUGUAUGACCUGUCCUCGGUGGACAGCUGGGAAAAGAACUCGGUGCUGGAAAUCAUCGCCUUUCACUGCAGGAGCCCGCACCGGCACCGCAUGGUGGUUUUAGAGCCACUGAACAAGCUUCUGCAGGAGAAAUGGGAUCGGCUCAUCCCCAGAUUCUUCUUCAACUUCGCCUGUUACUUGGCCUACAUGAUCGUCUUCACCAUUGUUGCCUACCACCAGCCUUCCCUGGAGAAGCCGGCCAUUCCCUCAUCAAAAGCGACUUUUGGGGAUUCCAUGCUACUGCUGGGCCACAUCCUGAUUCUGCUUGGGGGUUUUUACCUCUUACUGGGCCAGCUGUGGUACUUUUGGCGCCGCCGUCUGUUCAUCUGGAUCUCAUUCAUGGACAGCUACUUUGAAAUCCUCUUCCUCGUCCAGGCUCUGCUCACCGUGCUGUCCCAGGUGCUGCGUUUCCUGGAGACUGAAUGGUACCUCCCCCUGCUGGUGUCAUCCCUGGUGUUGGGCUGGUUGAACCUGCUUUACUACACACGCGGCUUCCAGCACACAGGCAUCUACAGUGUCAUGAUCCAGAAGGUCAUUCUGCGAGACCUGCUCCGAUUCCUGCUGGUCUACCUGGUCUUCCUUUUCGGCUUCGCUGUAGCCCUAGUGAGCCUGAGCCGGGAGGCCCAAAGCCCCAAAGCCCCUGCAGAUAACAAAACCACAGUGACAGAACAGCCCAUGCUGGGCCAGGAAGAGGAGGAGGUCCCAUACGGGGGCAUUCUGGAUGCCUCGCUAGAGCUCUUCAAGUUCACCAUUGGCAUGGGGGAGCUGGCCUUCCAGGAACAGUUGCGCUUCCGUGGGGUGGUGCUGCUGCUACUGUUGGCCUACGUCCUUCUCACCUAUGUUCUGCUGCUCAACAUGCUCAUUGCCCUCAUGAGCGAGACCGUCAACAGUGUUGCCACUGACAGCUGGAGCAUCUGGAAGCUGCAGAAAGCCAUCUCUGUCUUGGAGAUGGAGAACGGUUACUGGUGGUGCAGGAGGAGGAAGCAUCGCUCAGGGAGGCUGCUGAAAGUGGGCACCAGAUGGGACGGUGUACCGGAUGAGCGCUGGUGCUUCAGGGUGGAGGAAGUGAAUUGGGCUGCAUGGGAGAAAACGCUCCCCACCUUGUCUGAGGAUCCGUCGGGGGCGGGCAUCCCUGGUUAUGAAAAGAACCCCACCUCGAAACCUGGGAAGAACGGUGCCCCAGAGGAAGACCAUCUGCCCCUCCAAGUCCUCCAGUCCCACUGACGGUCCAGAUGCAGCAGCAGCCUGGCCGGGCAGAGUAGGGAAUCUUUCCAGCCACACGAGCUAGCUCCCAGGCUACUGAAGUUGGGUGGAAAUACAAAUAUUUUUUUGCAUAACUAAGUGUUCUAGAAGUAUUAUUUGAAUGAAGUUAUGGGGACCUUGUAUCUGGUAAUAUUUGCAUGUGUCUCUAAGUGCCCACCUGGCUCAGGGGCUAGUCUGCUCAGAAACCCUCACUGGCUGGCCACACCGCAGUUCCAGCACUGUCCUCUUCCAUGUGGCAGGCUGAGGGCUGGGUACAAAUGAAGCCACUUUGCCACCUCUAGGGUGACUGAGUCUCCAUUAAGCUCUGGAUUAUUGCUUUUUCACCCACCUGGGCUUCAGUUUCCCACCUCUCCUCCCCACUCUUUGCAGGAAAGCCAGAAAGGCCUUCUUGAGACAUAAGACAAGCAAGUCAUCUCUGAACCCUGAAGGCCUGAGAGCAGCAUACUCAGCCUUGCAUGCUUUUGCCCAUGAUUCCCAGAUCCCCUGACCCUGUACAUCUUUUGCUUUCAGGGGAGUUUGAUGAAAAGUCCUUAGUAUUUUCUCUUAAUUAUUCAUGAAGCCCGAAGGGCCUCAUAUUUGACUUUUUGACUUGGCCUUUGCUGAUGUUCCUGUGACUUGAAACUCCCAGAAGAGAGCAAGAGGGGAGCUGCACCUGUAUUAAAGAUUCCAGGCCAAAUGGCUUGUUUGAAAUUGUUUUUCAAACCACGGCCAAAUUAUCUUGGGCUAUUUUUGGUCUCUCUGAACUCCCUGACACCCCCCCCCCCCCCCCCCCCGCCCCCGUGUCUGACUUAACAUCCUUGUGAACUAUCAAAACCGUACACUACUUUUCUUAGCUAUUCCACAAGCUAAGAAGGUCACUGGACAGCACCUGAAACCUACAGCAGAGAGCUCCCCUCUUUGCUAUAACUUGCCAAUUGUGGUCCCUUCCAAAGGACUUUCCUUGUUCUGUAACUACAAACACUUCCAAAAUGGAACAUGGUAUUUGGGGAAACCUGAAUUUGUGUUCCUGGCCAUGGUCACUCACAUUUGGCUCCAAAAUAAACGAUCUUAUUCCCUUUAAGGUGAGUGGACACUUCCCUCCCUCCAUUAAUUAAAUCCUAGGUUUAUUCCCUGGACCACCUGGAUGGCUGUCUCAUGACUACCUGGCAGUUCUCUUCUGUUAAAAUGAGUCAGUUCCUCAGUACAUUUGCAUAUGAAGUGUAUGCAAGCACAGAUGUGUGCUGCUGGAUGGAACCUAGCAUCUCCUAUAUAAUAGCUCUGUAAGACUUUGCACUGAGGUAUUUUGAGACAGGAUUUCAUUCUGUAGGCCAGGCUGGUCUUGAACUCACAAGAACCUUACUCUAGCCUCCUGAGUGCUAGGAUACAGGCUCACGCAUCCUAGGCUGGCCUCAAACUCUCUGUAUAGCUGAAGAAAGACCUUGAACUUCUGAUUCUCCUGCCUCCACAUCCCCAGAACGUGGGAGUUUGCCACAAUACCCAGUUUAUGAGGUGCCGGGGAUGGAACUAAGAACCUCAUGUUCGCUAUGUCCCCAACCCUUAAGAGACACCCGAACAUGCUCAUAUACUGAUGGGAUAGCAUCGGCAGUUUUCUGUUGCCCAUGAGAUAAGCCCGAUGCAAAAGUCAGAAGCGGAAAGGGGUGGGGACAAUGAAAACAGAUCAAACAGGAACUCCUCUUGGCGGUAUAAUUCUCUAAGGAAUGUGAUGAGGGCUGUCUGCAUAGGGUCUUGAGAGGUUCCGUGGACAUGUUCAAACAGCAAUGGGGCGAAGAACGGCCCGAAUCAUUAAGCAGCAGCUACUGUUUCUUACUGUCUCUGAACGCAGUUUCGGGUGUUAUCUCAGGCGAGCCUCAGAAGGGCCAAGGUCUUACCCUCCGUUCCCAGGUCCCGAGGAUUAAACGCACGCAUGCUUAUGCAAGCUCUCCACUAGAUUAUUUUGACCCUUUUCUUUCUUUUUAUUUUGAGACAGGGCUCACUAAAAUUGCCCAGGCUGGGCUCGAAUUCCUAAGGUCCAGACUCCUAAGCAGUUGUGAUUUCAGGCCUGCGCUGUCAGAUUUUUAACUCCAUGUUUUCAAACUCCACAACGAGUUUACAAAGGGCGGGGAACUCGCCGAAAACGACCGUGUCGAUGGACACUUUAGCUAACAUAAAAACCACACUGAAGCCUUCGCGCAGGCGCGCUGGAACUCGCUCCCGGCUCUCCGCUACCCAGAAUUCCCGGGGCGGUGGAGACCACUCGCUCCACGGAGCGGGGGAGUCCCGCGGGUUCCCGUGAGCCUUUGCCACUCCCGCCCUCCCUCGUGCGGGAAGUGGUCUGUCCCGAGCCCUUAAGAGCGGGGCGCACGGGCGCCGCGGUCUCUCUCCGCGGACACGAUGUGGUCGUUCGUGGUUCCUCCCUGUAGCCGGUCCUGGCGCCGGGGCCUAGCGGAGCGCAGCCGGUGCGAUGCCGAGCCGGCCCGGCCUCCCAGCCCCGCCGUGGGCGCUGCGCAGACCUGAGGAUCCGGCUGACCGCAGUCGCUCAAGCCUCGGCGAUGGACUGCGCGAGUGUUCGAAUGGUCUCCGGACUUUUUGUUCUUUUAACCUUUCAGAGGGAGAACUGAGCGGACGUCGAGGAGGAGCAGUGCAGUGUGCCGCCGUGAGGUCGGAAAUUUAGGGUGGAGGACUGCCAGCAGCCGUGGCCUCCCAUGAGGAGUGUCCACUUCAAGUUUUGAGAACUGAGUGCUGAGAACAUUGAGGAAUGCAGUCUCUGUUGGCAGCCGCAGUGGAGGAGGAGGCUGUCUCCAGAGGAGUCUCCAGCAGCAGUACCGCCACCAACUUGGGAUUCUGAAAGCAGCCUCUUUUAAGCUUGUUAUGAAAACAGUCCAGCAUGUGUCUGCUGACCCUGUUCUGUCUGGUCAGGCACAUUUAGUGAUCAUCCUACCCCACGGGAGCUUCCACACACGUUAAUAAAAUGUUUGUGCACAAA